Messenger RNA from Hemicordylus capensis (graceful crag lizard), 3021 nucleotides. Its product is annotated as translation initiation factor IF-2-like. The transcript is spliced from 2 exons. The coding region runs from base 1 to 1338 and encodes 445 amino acids. NCBI's taxonomy places the organism in Eukaryota, Metazoa, Chordata, Lepidosauria, Squamata, Cordylidae. The record is from RefSeq and is a predicted model, not a curated record.
AUGCAGGCUGCGACCCUCUCUGCCCCUUCGCUUACUUGGAGCCAGCCACGCCGAGCUCCACGGGCUUGCUUCCGAGGAAGCACGCCUGGGAAGGAGGGCUCUGGCCAGCUCCUCCAGCACGCCCCUGGCCCCAAUUCCGCCCUAAAGCAGCAAGAGCCCCGAGAGGCUGGGAGAGAGAAGGCGCCAGCAGGGGCCAGAGCUACAACCUCCGGCCCCCAACCCAGAGGUCCCCCGCGGGGAUCAUCUCUCUCUGCCCGGCUUCGGGGGGGGGGCGGCUGCAGUGCCGGUGGGGUGAGGCUGAGGAGCCCAACUCCGCCUGGCCAAGCCCCCACCCCGAAGCCACACACCGCACACACACCCCCGGCGGCGGGGGAGGCGCCCCCCCGGUACUCACUGCAGGCGCCCACCACAUCCUGCCAGGCUGCGCCUCCUCCGCCUGGCGCUCAUCUCAGUGGCUGCCUCCUCCGCACCGGCCAGCAGCGCGUCUCGGGCGGGCCGGGCUCCGGGGCCCGGGCGGCGGCGGCGGCAGGCACCCUCAGCGCAGGAGUCCCCUCGUUCCCGGAGCGGGGCCAGCAGUUCGCGCUUCCGCCAGUCCCAUCACACGCGCCUCCCCGCGGGCGCUCAAGUUGGCCAGUGGCCGCCACGCCGCGCAGGAGGAGGAGGAAGAAGACGCGGGGCCGGCGGGCGGGCGGGCGACGCCGGCUCGGGAUCGGCUCUCUCGCUCCGCUGCGCCAGCACACCGUGCACAGGCGGGACGUGGAGGAGGAGGAGGAGGAGGAGGAGGAGGAAGAGGGGCGGCGGCGGCAGCCCCAAGAGGACUGGGGCAACCCGAGCCGAGGCAGGCUUGCAUGCAGAGCCGCUCUCCAGGCAGACAGAGCGGGGAGGAUGCGAGGGCGGGGCGGCUUGACGCGCUGCUCGGGACCUCGGGGAGCAGCAGGCGAGGAGCUGGCGGUUCGCACGCAGAAGCGGAGCCCGGCCAAGCGCCGCGGAGCCGGGCUCGUCCUCUCCCCGCCUGUAGCCCACCCCGCAAGAGGCAGGCAGGCGGAGUCGCUGCCGCAAAGAGGAGCCACCGCUCCUCGACUGGGUCGGCCGGCGGAGCGCGCGCGCGCGCGCGCGCCACCAUCCACACGUGCAGGCAGAGCUGCACUCCGCCCCGGCGCUCGUGUGCGCGGGUACCUGAACAAGCGGCCCUGGCCGCCCCUGCGGGUGCCCGGCCUGCCCGCCCAGGCACGAGGCAGUCAGGCCUCCAUCGAUGCUGCGCGGGGUCUGUUUUUCAAGGGGGACACCCAGGUCUCGGGCAUGCUUGCCCAGACAAGACAUUGGGACCAAGAGGGGUGAAGGACCACCAGCUAUGGGGCUGAUCGGCUACUUCGAAUGGGGCCGAACUCCAAAGAGCAGUGGGAGAGCGUGUUACUUUGGAGUGCUCCCCCGUAGCUCGCAGGGACAUCAUCGAGGAACAAGGGGACUUCCAACACCUUUGGAAAACGGAAGUAAUAGGCAGAUGGGAGGAAAUGUAUGUGGGAGUAAUGCGGCUCUGAAAGGAAGGACUGAUUGACAUCUGCCCAUCACUGGAUUUCUCUCCUGAAGAUGAGCAAGACGUUCUCCAUGCCUCUUCCCUGUCAAAGGGGGUGGCGGGUCAGUUCGCUGCCUCCCCCCGCCACAGGAUCUGCACAUUCGAAGUAAUUUUGGGGUUCCCCAGCGCCUCUGUUUUUAUUUUAAAAGCUGAAAUAUGGCUUUCCUCCCACCCUUUUCUCCCUCGCCCCAUACUCAAAGCGAUUCUUGUCGAUUCACCUCAAAUCUGGCUGGUUCAAUUCGACUUUGAAUCGUAUCAGUCUUUUUAGGAGUGAUUUGAUUUGAAGUCAAAACACUUGAAACACCCCGUUUCGAGUCAAAACGUUUGAAAUGUUUUGAAACGAGUCAAAAUGUUUUUUUGAAAUGUUUUGAAACAAGUCAAAACGUGUUUUUUUCCCGAGUCAAAACGUUUGAAAUGUUUUGAAACGUUUGAAAUGUUUUGCACAUCCCUAUUGGAAACUGCAGCUUAGUUCCUCAGUCUCAUUAUUGGGCACAGACUGAACUGCGCUCUGAUUGACCAUUGCCAGUGACCUGCUGAAUGGUGUGAUGGUGUCCAGCUCAAAGCCUACCUGCCUAGUGAUGUCUUCUUAGCUCUAGACCAGGGAUUCUCAACGUUGGGUCUCCAGAUGUUAUUGGACUUCAACUCCCAUAAUCCCCAACCCCAGUGGCCUUUGUUUGGGGCUUAUGGGAGUUGAAGUCCAAUAAUAUCUGGGGACCCAAUGUUGAGAAUCCCUGCUCUAGACCACCAGCCCCACCCUUCCAAUAAUCAAUUGACACUUUUAUUAAAUUAAUAGUAUUUUCACUAUUGUCUCAAUUACGAAUGUAAGAAGAAUUUUACCAAAGGUCUGCCUAGUUCAGCAACUCCUUACCAGAGUAGCCAACCAGAUAGCCAGGAACAAGGAUUGAAGGAAACAGUUCUCCGCUGUUGUUGGAUGCUAACAACUAGUACUUAGAGAUAUACUGCCUCUGAACAAGGAAGUUCUAUUUGGCUGUAAGGGCUAAAAGCAUAAGAGCUGUGCUGGAUCAGACCCAAGAUCCAUCUAGUCCAGCAUCCUACUUCUAACAGAGACCAACCCAGGUGCCUCUGAGAAGCCCACAAGGAGGUCAAUAGCCCCCUCCUGCUUUUGCUCCCCAACAGCUGUUAUUCAGACAGUCCCUGAAUAUAGAAUUUCUGCAUAGCUAACUUGGCACAGAGGCACCUUUUAAUGUGGUGAUUCUCUUUAUUUAGCAGGGGGAGAGCAACUGGCCCUCUCCACCCCCAGCACAGCUUCCCUCCAGUGGCUGCUGCUGGUGUCUAUCUUAUGUUUCUUUUCAGAUUGUGAGCCCUUCGGGGACAGGGAGCCAUCUUAUUUAUUUGUUAUUUCUCUGUGUAAACUGCCCUGAGCCAUUUUUGGAAGGGUGGUAUAGAAAUCGAAUUAAUAAUGAUAAUAAUAAAUAAUAUAAUAGCCA